Osmerus eperlanus (European smelt) is the source of this 3381-nucleotide messenger RNA. RefSeq names its product potassium intermediate/small conductance calcium-activated channel, subfamily N, member 3 (gene kcnn3). Lineage: Eukaryota; Metazoa; Chordata; Actinopteri; Osmeriformes; Osmeridae. Gene Ontology annotation, molecular function: small conductance calcium-activated potassium channel activity; calmodulin binding. Gene Ontology annotation, cellular component: plasma membrane; neuron projection; neuronal cell body. The record is from RefSeq and is a predicted model, not a curated record. Gene Ontology annotation, biological process: potassium ion transmembrane transport.
AGAAGCGCGUUAUCGGAUGACGCGCGCUCCGUGUCCCCCUCCCUUUCGCCUUCCAUUAGCGAUUGUCUGUUCAUUUUGAUAGAAAAUCGUUUGUUGUUGUUUUAAAACAAAACACAUGCUUGAGUUGCCACAUCAUGUUACUGAGAAGUCGUUGACACGAAGGAAUGGUUUAACCUAUACGCUGACAGGAGAGUUAAUUCAUUUCCCGAUUUCUCAAAGCCGUCUUGGUUUUUAACAACACACGUAACAGGUGCCAAACACGUCUCGCAAGGGAUCUUCGUAGCGGCAGGUCCGGUUCAAACUGUUGGGUACUGGGGUUUAUUGACGGUGAGAUGGAGUAGCAUUAUGAAUGACAGCGUUUGUUUAGUGGAUAUAUUGACAUGUAUUCAUAGUUUGUGCUAUCUCGCUUCUCUGCCUGCCUGUCCAAUGAGAAUUAGUAGGCGGAGAGAGAGGAGAGAAGUUGGUCCGUGGAGUGAAAGUGAGAGACGGAUUCAGAGAGGCAGAGCAUUAGAUAUCAUGACCAAGAGGAGUUGGGAAACAUAUUGCUUUAACAAAUUGUAAUUUUAAUCUGUAGGCUAUAUUUAAUUUUUUCCAAUGUCGAGACGCCAAGUUUUCAACAUUUUCCAGCUAAACCCCAGCUAUCAGAAAUGCAGUCGCAACAGUGGGUUCAUCAUCAUAUCAUCAUGAAAGAUUUACUGCUGUCAUUUUUAUAGACAUUGACAUGAUCGAAUAAGGUUCGUCAUUAAUCGAUCAUUGGAUAACAAAUACAUAGAUUUAUUUGCACCGCUUCACUAAAGGAGCCGGCGUCGAACGAUUUAGCAAAUCAUUUCGAGAAAAUACCUUUUGGAAGCCGAGGACCUGUCGGGUUACCACCUAUAUGAACGGAAGCGAAGCGAGCAAUGAUGGAAUGGCCGUGACAACAUGAAAAAGAAAAAGUGUGGAGGUCUAUAUCCAUCCAGCCAGUGAUUCAACACUUCUGACCUGGGGACAGAGACGGAGAGGAGAGAAGCCGGGCGAGUCAUCCUCCCAGUCCCAACCAUGGAGCCCCCCCCCUCUCUGAGCCUGGCUCUGCUGGGAGGGAGCGAGGAUGAGGACCCACGCUUCCCCCUGCCUCUGAGUGGUAUCUCCCAUCCGUCCAUGACCGGAAACUACCCGGGAACAAACCACUCCAACCACAUGGGGGGAUCCAGCUUGGACCGUCUGAACGGGAGCACCCCGUCCCCCACCACGCCUAGCAUGCCGCUGUCAUCGCUCUCCAAGCUGCCCGUGUCCUCGGCGGGGGGGCAACCCCUGCCCCCUCCCAUCCCCAACGCCCUCCACCCCACCAGCACCCCCCUGUCCUCCUGUCUGGGCUCCCAGCACAGCCUCAGUGGGGAGAACUCCCCCGUGUACAACGCCCUCUUCUACUCGUCACACUCCCCCUCCAUGGAGCGAGACAGGGACAGAGACAGGGGCUGUAAGCACAGACAGGCCAGUCCGCUGGUUCACCGCAGGGACAGCAACCCCUUCACAGAGAUCGCCAUGAGCUCCUGCAAGUACACAGGAGGCGUCAUGAAGCCCCUCAGCCGGCUCAGCGCUUCCCGCCGAAACCUCAUCGAAUCAGACAGCGGCAGCGACACCAGAGAGGGCGGAGCUACGGCCGCGGGCGGGAUGACGGCGUCCGGGGGGCGGGAUCGAGAAGCCCUGCCCACCUCCUCCUCUCUGGCUCAGUCUUCUACCAAUCAACCCAUUACCCAGAAUCCCCCAGAGAUCGUCAUCUCAUCCAAAGAAGACUCGCCUUACGCCAGGGGCUAUGACAUCAGUGACUCGACCUCCAAUCAGAUGUCAAUAUACCAUCAGAACCAUGCCCUGGUGGAGAGCAGGGGGGCCCUAGGUGGGUCGGGGGUUGGGGUGGGGGGAAUAGGGGGCAGCAGGCAAGGGGGGGCAGGGGUCGGGGCUAGGGGGAGCACUUCCAAAGCCUCGAAGCGCAAGAACCAGAACAUCGGCUACAAGCUGGGCCAUCGGAGGGCGCUCUUCGAGAAGAGGAAGAGGCUUAGCGACUACGCACUCAUCUUUGGAAUGUUCGGCAUAGUCGUCAUGGUGAUCGAGACAGAGCUGUCCUGGGAGUUUACAACAAGGCGCAUCGCCAUGACGAUGGAGCGGGUGUUGCUGAUCGCCCUGGAGCUGCUGGUGUCGGCGGUGCACCCGGUUCCCGGGGACUUCAAGUUCCAGUGGCGGGCGCGUCUGGCGUUCUCCUACGCCCCCUCGCAGGCGGAGGCCGACCUGGACAUGGUGCUCAGCGUGCUGUUCCUGCGUCUCUACCUCAUCGCCCGCGUCAUGCUGCUGCACAGCAAGCUGUUCACCGACGCUUCCUCCAGGAGCAUAGGGGCCCUCAACAAGGUGCACUUUAACACAAGGUUUGUGAUGAAGACUCUGAUGACCAUCUGUCCAGGAACGGUGCUCUUGGUCUUCAGCAUCUCACUGUGGAUCAUCGCAGCCUGGACUGUUCGGGUGUGUGAGAGGUAUCACGAUGCUCAGGAUGUGACCAGUAACUUGGGAGCCAUGUGGCUCAUCUCCAUCACCUUCCUGUCCAUCGGCUACGGAGACAUGGUCCCUCACACCUACUGUGGGAAAGGGGUGUGUCUACUGACCGGGAUCAUGGGUGCAGGCUGCACAGCUCUGGUGGUUUCCGUGGUAGCCAGGAAGCUGGAGCUGACCAAGGCUGAGAAGCAUGUGCACAACUUUAUGAUGGACACGCAGCUCACCAAGAGGAUAAAGAACGCAGCAGCCAACGUUCUGAGGGAGACUUGGCUCAUCUACAAACACACCAAACUGCAGAAGAAGAUCGACCACUCCAGAGUCCGCAAACAUCAGAGGAAGUUCCUGCAGGCCAUCCACCAAUUACGCAGUGUGAAGAUGGAGCAGAGAAAGCUGAGCGAUCAGGCCAACACACUGGUGGAUCUGUCAAAGAUGCAGAGCGUGAUGUACGAGCUGAUGUCGGAGCUGAACGACCGCAGCGAGGACCUGGAGCGUCAGAUGCUGUCUCUGGAGCAGAGAGUGGAGCAGCUCACCGCCGGCUUCACAGCCCUGCCUGCCCACUUGUCGGCCACCCUCAGCGCCCAGCACGCCGCCCUCCUCCACCUGCUCCGAGAGAGGGAUGCCCGGGACUGGAGAGGUGGGGCUGGCACCAUGGUUCCACUGACCCCAGCUCCACUGGCAACAGCCCAGACCCAGGCCCCGCCUCCAGCCCCUGUCCUGUCACCUGGCACAGCCCCAGCCCCAGCCUCAGCCUCAGCCCCUGUCUUGGUCCUAGACACACAACAGGCAGCCCAGCCAGUGCAAACACUAGAGGGGAGCGAGGAGACUAGUCCAUGUUCUAACACUGGCCCCCCUGGCUGCUAA